AUGUCCAGACCUGGUUCCGAGACUGGCCAUGCCCCGCUUGGAUUGCCGGUGACGCCUGCGACUCAUGAUGAUUGCGGCCGCGAUGAUCGUGGCCCCAGCCCUAGCUUUGCCCACCUCGUCCAUCCCCGGCCCGAGUUCGAGCACGAGCGAAUCCCAAUGGACAGGAACAACUCACCCUUUAAUAGUACCAAUGAUAAUGCUAUUCCCGCGGCCUUCCCUGCACCGUGGGCCACCACAAACCCAAUUCCACCGCCGGACGCGUCUCUGAAGAGAGCCACUACAGCUCCCCCCGCUGAGCAGCUGCGCCCUUCUCGCGCUUUCUCGUUAACACACCUCUCUGCUGAGCCCUUUCGUUCCCAGGUGCCUCAGCUCUCCGAAAGAGACAGUAUCUUCGCGACUCACUAUCUGCCUUCGGACAACAAUGAUGCCAUCGCUUCUUCUCCCCCGUCGUCGCUUCUUGGCCCAACGCUCCAUCGUCUCGACCAUGCACCGAGCCUAGGACAACCGAAGCCUGGAGGUGCUCCUGCUCCCCCGUUGUCGACAGUGCCUGUGUCUGGCUUGGUGAAUCCCCGCGAACUGCUGCUGCCCGUCGGCGACAAUCCGCCACGCUCAUCCGCCAGGGACGACGCUACCUCGCCGCCUCGGAAGUUCAUGUCGCGGCCAGCCGUGUUUCGCCGUGCUUCUGACUUAGUGCUACAGGCCCCUCCCGUGUCUUUGACUGGCUCUCAUGUUGGUUGGGUGAAGCAGCAAGAGACUGUAGAGAGUUCCAAAGUCGCCGGUUCUCAUCGAAUUGCCAUACGGGAAACUUUUCAUCCGCUCAGGAAAAUUGUAUCAGAAGGCCCGGACUCUGAGAAUCAUCUCCCACCCGAUCUUGGCCCUGCUCAAACCAUAAGCGAUUCCCGCCCACGCCCUCACGAUCCCCCUAUGUUACAUCCUUCUUAUACGGAGCACGAAAUUGCACUAGCCGAUUCAUGGCAUGCCGCACGGCAUCUGAGAAACGGGGACAGAACAGUAGCUUGGGACGAUGAUUUGACUCGUAACUCAAGCCGCGGCCGUGGUACUCGAGUAGAGGAAUCAAUUGAAGCUAAUUUAACCAACGCAGAGCCCGCCUCCAAUGUUCGAAGCCGCAAGUCUAGUCAUUAUUUAGGUUUAUUUAAAGAAAACACCACAUCGCCGGAUCGCAAGAGGCGCGAAGCUAGAGACCGUCCUCCGGAUUUUACCCAAGUCACCAAGGAGUCAAAUGAUGAUGACGAUGAUGAAAUGGUCGCGGAGGGCCAAGCUGCGCCCUCUACCCCCCGUCCAAGCCAUGCGGCUUUACAUAGGCAGCUAGUACAAGAGGACCCCGAACGAACCACUUCCCUCGGAAAUGACGCUGCUCCACCAUCUGAGCACAUGGAGCAGCGAUUACUUGGCGUUGAUGUUGAACUGUCACCCCAUUCCAUUCGCACUAUACCUCGAAGCUUAUCAGAGGAAAUACGCAACUUUCAUUUAACAUCGGGUGGCACCCGCGGCAGUUCAUUCUCUCCUAGUAUCCCGACUCUCUAUGCAGAGAAACUUCGAAACAAGGCCCGGGACAAAGGCCUACCACCACCAUUUGUUGACGGACACACUCCUCCAUCUCGUGGACUUCGCACGUCCGUUAUCGCACCGGAUGAAGAAGACGACGAGCAUAUUUCGUCUGCGUUGUAUUUUCCGCACGAAGUCGCUCCUUCUGAAGAGAAAGGUUCUUUCUCGGCAUACCGACAUGAAGAGGAAGCAUAUGAUCGCUUGGGACCGGCAGGCCGUGAUCAAGCGGAAGCUGAUCAUGGUGGCCAUGUUGAUAUAUCUCUCCUUUCUAAAAAGGACAGUUCCAGUAUCCUCCAUGGAGAUUAUGAACCAUAUAGUGACGCUGAAGACAAAUCUUUGGCAACAAUAUCAGAAUACAGUCAUGAAACCACAUCGGAGUCUGAUGCCGAAAGUGCGUUGUCUACGCUUGACGAGCUUUCCAGUUUGACAGACGAUGCAGAACACCUAGCAAUGACGCCUACCCAGAGCCAGCGUGCGGUACGCCAUCGCCGCAAGCAUACGAAAACAGGGCCUAUUGGCGCCGUGGAAUUGAAACCUUAUCGACAUCAGGUGGGUGGGCAUACCACGGUCUUUCGAUUUUCACGGCGAGCUGUGUGCAAGCAACUCAACAAUCGUGAAAACGAGUUCUAUGAACGCAUAGAAAGGCGGCAUCCUGAAAUGCUUGUAUUUUUGCCUAGGUACAUUGGGGUUUUGAAUGUCACUUUCUCCAAAAAGCCAAAACAUUCUAAGAAAAGAAGCAAUGGCGCUGUGCAGAAAACCAAUGGAUCUACUACUGUCCUGGAACAAUCUUCUGAUCACAGCUUUAAGAAGGAAAUGAUCGAUAGUCUGUCCAAGAGUUCAGAACAGCCAAGAAUUUUCAGCCAGCAGCAAACUACUGGCAUAAUUCCCAAGGUUACAAUUGAGAACAACAGACAUAUCAUUCCGUCGGAUCUUUUUCUAUCCUCUGUGUCGCGAAAUCUCGGUGAACCCAAAUCAAUGGACCUUAUUCCGGUCGAUGACCUUUCAAAGUCCGCGGAGAAUACACCGCGAAAUUCAUUCGCCGAGAUUGAUCGACCGAUGAUGUCGCAACUCGGAAGGCAUAAAAUCUGGGGCGCAACUACCGUCAAUCGGAAACUUAAGGAGCAGGUUCUCCGUGAAGUAUUCAGUCCUCCUCCCAUUCACCAUCACCGACGACUAGCGCGUAACCACCCUGGUUUGCCACGGUAUCGCUCCGAUACGGGUCGAGGCAACGGUGCUAUUGCAGAGGACCAGAAGCCCAGUCAGAGCACAAGCGGCGGGAAGUCACCGCCGAAAAGUCUCGCGAUUGAUAUUGCAAAGAGCGCCGCCCAAGAUGGACCCAAUCUUUCUUCUUCCGUUUCUAGUGCCAUAGAAAGGCAUUCAAACCCGUUGGACAAGCUCAGGUCAUCUGAAACGCCGGUUCGAGCGAGCUCCUUGAACAGUGAUCGCCGCGUAAGACGGCGACAUUCUGGCAGCGGUCUGCAAAGACGCCGGAGCAUUACUGGUGGUGACGGCGACCUGUUGUUUUUCGACGAUGAUGGUUAUGGAGGCGACCAUGAAGAUGGAAUUUUUACCAUGGAAGGCGAUGCAUCCAUCGAGCCUUCUUCAGCUCCACAAUCAAGUGAGAGGGGAUCUCUGAAAAAGUCGUCUUCCAAACUUGGGUCACCUCUUCAAUUUGCCAGUGCUCCGCCUGAAAUAGAUCCUGAACCAAUCCACGUGCCAACCAAUCCCAAAGAAGCUCAAACGAAACAAGACGACCGAGUUCAGUUCUUCAUUCUUCUGGAGGAUCUGACAGCUGGCAUGAAUAAGCCAUGUGUGCUUGACUUGAAAAUGGGAACGCGGCAAUAUGGGUUGUACGCAGAUGAGAAGAAAAAGAAAUCUCAACGACGAAAAUGUCAAACAACAACGUCACAGCAACUUGGAGUACGACUAUGCGGCAUGCAAACUUGGAAUGUCAAAAAGCAGGAGUAUUUAUUUGAAGAUAAAUAUUAUGGACGGGACUUGUCGUCUGGUCGUGAGUUUCAAGAUGCUCUAACGCGAUUUCUCUAUGAUGGUGUCAGUCAUAGAAGUGUUGCCAGGAAGAUUCCAAGCAUUCUGCAGCAGCUCAGCAAACUUGAGCACAUGAUCAGGAAGCUCCAUAGCUACCGCUUCUACGCUAGCAGCCUUCUGAUUCUUUACGACGGAGAUGUAGCCAACAAAGAGAAGGGCUCGGGGGAUGGCAACAAGGAUCCACAAUCGAAUGGAAACCAUCCUCGUAUUACGCGACGAGCAUCGGAGGAUUGGCAUAAUGAAGACGACGUGAAACUGAAGAUUGUGGAUUUUGCAAACUGCGUGACCGGCGAGGACGAACUUCCGGCUGAUGUGUCUUGCCCACCGCAUCAUCCAAACGACGUAGAUCGCGGGUAUCUCCGGGGUCUUCGCACGCUUCGGAUGUAUUUCCAACGAAUCUUGAAAGAGGUAGGGCAAGAUGACAUUGUCGAGCGCGGCGAAGGCGAAGCUCUUGCCCCGGGACCCCGAAUCUCGAGUCGGGAAAAUUUGGCAGACGGAUUUUGGAUGGAGAGUGUGGUCGAGAGCGAUCCGGGUGAAGUCAGCUUUUGA
Messenger RNA from Talaromyces atroroseus, 4161 nucleotides. RefSeq lists its product as hypothetical. Lineage: Eukaryota; Fungi; Ascomycota; Eurotiomycetes; Eurotiales; Trichocomaceae. The record is from RefSeq and is a predicted model, not a curated record. The coding region runs from base 1 to 4161 and encodes 1386 amino acids. Gene Ontology annotation, molecular function: inositol hexakisphosphate kinase activity. Gene Ontology annotation, cellular component: nucleus; cytoplasm. The transcript has 2 exons. Gene Ontology annotation, biological process: phosphatidylinositol phosphate biosynthetic process; inositol phosphate biosynthetic process.